Molecule: messenger RNA, 1375 nt
Organism: Impatiens glandulifera
Lineage: Eukaryota; Viridiplantae; Streptophyta; Magnoliopsida; Ericales; Balsaminaceae
Product: transcription factor MYB1
Exons: 2
Coding region: 57-1172 (371 amino acids)
Biological process (GO): regulation of DNA-templated transcription
Cellular component (GO): nucleus
Molecular function (GO): RNA polymerase II cis-regulatory region sequence-specific DNA binding; DNA-binding transcription factor activity, RNA polymerase II-specific
Source: RefSeq, a predicted model, not a curated record
ACUUUAGGCGGGUAGCUACAGUUCAGACUCCGCCUCUCUCUCUCUCUCUCUCUUCGAUGGCGAAUGAUGUUGAAAUGGAGGAAGUAACCGCGAUUACCGUAUACGACGGCGAUCUUAUCGCCGCCGACGCUGAUGAAGGAAGCGAUGACGCUGCAGUGGCGGCUGAUGAAGAUGACAAAGGGGCCAUCGUCUGUAGCCGAGGCGGCAGGAGGUCCGGCGGCAGAGUUAAGGGACCAUGGUCACCAGAGGAAGAUACGAUUCUUAGCAGUCUUGUUAGUAAUUUCGGUGCGAGGAAUUGGAGCUUGAUUGCUCGUGGGAUUGACGGCAGAUCGGGCAAGUCCUGCCGCCUUCGGUGGUGUAAUCAACUUGAUCCUGCAGUCAAGCGCAAACCUUUCACUGAGGAAGAGGAUAAUCUCAUACUUCAAGCUCAUGCUGUACAUGGGAAUAAAUGGGCAUCAAUUGCAAGGUUGCUUCCAGGAAGAACAGAUAAUGCAAUUAAGAAUCAUUGGAAUUCUACUCUGAGACGCAAAUGUGUUGAUCGUGAUUGUUUGAGGUUGGAAUCUAGUAACUUCACUGAAGAUGACAAAUCGAAGGCAUCAUCUGAAGAAACCCUAUCAUGUGGAGGAAAGGAAAUCGUCACUACAGAUGAUCAACCCGAAGAAAGAGCUCCACUGAGAGAAGAACAAUCUGAAAUCGAAACAAAGAAAAGACCUACUGUUGUUCGUCCAGUUGCGCGUUUUAGUGCUUUUAAUGUCUACAAUCCAACUGAUGGUUCAGAAAGAGCUUUCCAGCGUCAUCCGAGACCUAUUCACCAUCCACAACAAGGGUUAGGGCUUGUGCAGACGAACUCCAGAUCUGAUGGUGAGAUUUCCAAAUUUGAUGAAGAGAAGAUGAUGAUUCCUCACCAUUGUGGGCAUGGCUGUUGUGUGAAUGGUGAUGAUGUUGGCAGAAAACAGAGAAGGUCUAUACUUGGUCCUGAGUUCUCUGAUUUUGCAGAGCCUCCAUUCAUUCCAGGUCAUGAAUUGGCUGCAAUUGCAACAGAUAUAAGUACCAUUGCUUGGCAAAAGAGUGGACUUGAGAAUAACAUUGCUAGAGCAGUUUCUGGAGGACCAAGUGUUCAAAUGGGUCACCAAUUUGGCAUUACCUUGUUCAACCGUAGACAACCCAUAUGAUGAAUUCUUCUACAGAUUUGUGUUUCAAUCAAGAGCAUACAAGCUCUUCUUCAGGUAUAUUAAUUAUUAAAGAUUUGCUUUAUUUAUUGACUAAGAUCUUCUAUUGGGUUUAUUGUAUACUCUUGUGACUUGUCUUGGGAUGUUUUGCAAAACUUUGUUGGAGGUUUCUGAUAAUCUGGUCACCUUAGGAAACUUAUGAUUGA